AUGGAAGUUGAAGUCAAGCUCCGUCUCCUCACCGCCGCCGCUCACCCCCGCCUCACCACUCUCCUCACUCCCUUCCACCUCAAAACCCUCCACCAACGCAACCUCUUCUUUGAUACUCCCACCAACGAUCUCUUCCUCCGCCGCGCCGUCCUCCGCCUCUGUUUCCUCCAUAACGCUACUCCUCCUCCGCCACAGCGUUGUGUCCUCUCUCUCAAGGAGAAGCCGACGCUUGCUAACGGGAUCAGCCGCGUGGAGAAAGAUGAGGAGGAGAUUGAUGCGGGGUUAGCUCAAGAAUGUGUGGAUUUUUCGUCUAGGUUAUCGGCUCUUGGGUCUAGGGUUUUGAGAAGGAUUAGGGAGGAGUAUGGGUUUAAGGAUUUUGGAGGGUUUGUUUGUUUAGGUGGGUUCGAUAAUGUGAUGAAUGUGUAUGAGUGGAGAGGUGUGCAGCUUGAGAUUGAGUGUGAGACUGAAGAACCGGAACGUGUUAAGACAAUGAUUGAGGAGUUUCUUGUGUUAAACAAAGUUGAGUUUAAGGAUUCAGAUAUGACGAAAUUUGCAGUUUUCCGGUCGGGGAAGCUUCCUUAA
This is a messenger RNA of Eruca vesicaria subsp. sativa (arugula), 582 nucleotides long. The record is from the annotation of a GenBank genome assembly. Lineage: Eukaryota; Viridiplantae; Streptophyta; Magnoliopsida; Brassicales; Brassicaceae.